CAAAGCAAACCCAUCAUAUCAAAGAGCCAUAUACAAGUUGUUUAUAUAAUCCUACAGUCCUAUAACGUUACAAACCAUACACAUCUCAUCCCUAACAAUGGCCAAAUCUGAGCAAGAAACAAUGGCCAAAUCUGAGCAAGAAACAUCCAUCAAACUUGUUUCAGAAUGCUUUGUAAAACCAAAAUAUGAGAUUAAAUCCGCUAAGCAACCUUACCACUUAGGUCCCAUGGAUCUAGUUAUGUUAACUAUCGAUCCUAUACAAAAAGGUCUUGUCUUUACAAUAAAGAAUUCCCCACUCUUUUUGUCAUCCGAAUCCCAUGAUAAUAUUGAAAUUAUUCGAACCAAAGUUGUGUCACGUUUAUUAGAAAAGCUUAAACACUCACUUUCUAUAGCUCUAGUCCACUUCUACCCGUUAGCAGGUCGUUUCACUACACAAAAACAACCCGAGCAUAACACGAGCUUGGUCUUUAUUGAUUGCAACAAAGGUCCCGGAGCGCGGUUCAUCCACGCUACUUCCCUUGACUUUACUAUCUCCGAUAUACUUUCACCGGUUGAUGUUUCCAUCGUUCAUUCUUUCUUUGAUCUCGGUGAAAAGCAUGUAAACUACGAUUGUCAUACUAAGGCGUUGCUAUCGAUCCAGGUAACAGAACUUUUAGAUGGGGUGUUUAUUGGGUUUAGCAUGAGUCAUAGUGUGGUUGAUGGUACCUCUUUUAUUCAUUUUGUCAAUACCUUGUCUGAAAUUUUUAAAUCUGAUGAUUUUACCACUAUUUCACGUGCCCCAAUACUUAAUUAUAGGCCUUGUGAUAUUCCGAUCCUUAAAUUUCCGUUUCUUGAUGUGGAGGGGUUUAUAUGUCGUGCGUAUAACCCUGGGCCGUUAAGGGAAAGAAUCUUCCACUUUUCACUAAAUUCGAUGCUGAGACUCAAGGCCAUGGCUAACCAAGAAUGUGGUACCCAAAAUGUUUUAUCAUCUUUCCAAGCUUUGACUGCGGUUGUAUGGAGGUCCAUCACCCGAGUUCGGAACUUACCAAAGGAUGAGCAAACCACGUGUUUUAUGGCUAUGGGUUCUCGAACUAGGCUCAACCCGCCUCUUUCGGAUGACUAUUUUGGGAAUUUUAUGAUUAGUACCAAAUUUGCUUGCAAGGCAGAGGAAUUAUUGGGUAACAGUUUAGGUUGGGUAGCAAUGAAUUUACGUAAAAUCAUUAUGUCCACUGACGAGAAAUCGAUACUUGCUACGUACAAAGCAUUGGCUGAUUCCCCAAUAGUGAUUCCGCGUGAAACGAUCCCCGGUCCUCAUGGGAUGACCAGAGUAAUAAUUGGAGGAUCUUCAAGGUUCGAUAUGUAUGGGCCUGAAUUUGGAUUGGGUCGAGCUUUGGCCGCUCGCAUGGGUUAUGGGAAUAAGGAUGAUGGGAAAAUAACAGCAAAUCCUGGGUGUGAAGGAGGUGGAAGUGUUGAUUUGGAAAUUUGCCUUAGGCCUCAUAUUAUGGCCUCUCUUGAAGUUGAUCAAGAGUUUAUGGGUUUUGUGUCCUAGAUAGUACGUGUAGAUCAAUAUGAGUAUGUAACUACUUUGAUCGCAAUUGAUAUGGUGGAUUUGUAUGUAAGAAAAUUUAUACAAGACCGCCUUAUAUGUAAGACUAAAUUUUUACCAAAUAAAUUUACUUUUUAGUUACUCAA
Molecule: messenger RNA, 1671 nt
Organism: Spinacia oleracea (spinach)
Lineage: Eukaryota; Viridiplantae; Streptophyta; Magnoliopsida; Caryophyllales; Amaranthaceae
Exons: 1
Coding region: 98-1528 (476 amino acids)
Source: RefSeq, a predicted model, not a curated record